CGGUUUUAGUGUGUUACAGUGCUAGGAGUGAAAAUCCACACGUAAAUUUUACGUAUCGUUGGCGUUUACCUAUAAAUCACAACACGUAUUUUUGACGUAUGAUUGGCGGAAACCCAAAAUGAGUGCGAAAGAUAUUUUAAGUUCUAAAAAAAAAUUAAGUGAUAAGGAUUUAGAAGAAAUUCUUGCAGCAAGCGAUUUUAGUGAUAUAAGCGAUUCAGAAGAAAAAAAUCCGGAAGAAAUAGAUGCUGAUUAUGACAGCGACGACAGCAUUGCCGAUAGAGAUUAUGUUCCAGAUCCAUUAGAUGAGGAUUCAUACGCUGAGGAGCUGCAAACCAUAUGGAGACGGGGCCAGAAAAGAAUACAAGGUAUUAUUUCCGAAGGAUCGACUGCAAAAAAAGAAAAAUUAGCCAAUGAUGCUAUUCCAUCCACCUCACACUCAGUCAGCUCAUGCUCAGGACGAACACCAUUGAAUGAGGAAAACCAAGAGGAAAGCAUUCUUCCAAAUAAUUUCUUUGGAAAAGAUGGGUAUAAGUGGAGUGAUACACCGCCAAUAUCUGAAAAGGGGAAAACUCCGGCAAGAAAUGUGGUUUAUAUCAGACCUGGUCCAGUUGGCCCAGCUAAAGCGCUUUCUGAGCCUCUCGAUGCGUUUCUUCUAAUUUUCAACGAUGACGUACUGUCAGACAUACUAAUUUAUACGAAUCAAAGAAUAGUUGUCUUGCAAGAAAAGUAUAAAACACAAAACGCAUCCACUUCUCUAACGUCAAUAAGUGAACUGAAGGCUUUAUUUGGACUUUUAAUCUUAGCUGCCGCCUUGAAAAGCAACCACCUCUCAGCUGAACUCCUAUUCGACGAUUCAUUUUCAGGAUCCAGAUAUCGAGCUACUAUGAGUAGAACAAGAUUUCUCUUUUUACAAAAUGCUCUAAGAUUUGAUGACCAAUCAACAAGAGUUGAACGAAGAGCAGCAUCUAAUUUUGCUCCUAUAUCGGAUUUAUGGGAUAAAUUUAUACAUAAUUGCACAGAAAAUUACAAACCAAGUGCAUAUUUGUGUAUCGAUGAGCAGCUAGUUGGUUUUCGUGGGAGGUGUCCAUUCAGAAUGUACAUACCCAAUAAACCGAAUAAAUAUGGUAUAAAGAUCGUAAUGGUCUGUGAUGUGGCAACAAAAUACGUGUUGAAUGCAAGCCCAUAUCUUGGAAAAUCAACAAAAACCAAUGGAGCUCCUUUGGCUAAUUAUUAUGUCGAGUUAUUGACUGCAGCAUCUGUCCAUCUGCUAAAAAAAGAAUGACGACAACUUACUGUCACGUCUGUCCACGAGCACUUUGUGGAGAACAUCAGAUAAAAAUAUGUUAUGAUUGCGUCCAAAAUGUCAAUAAAUAAUAUUACUCACUUUAUAUGUCAUAUUAAGCUUCUUUGUUUUACCUUCUGCAGGUA
Molecule: messenger RNA, 1428 nt
Organism: Harmonia axyridis
Lineage: Eukaryota; Metazoa; Arthropoda; Insecta; Coleoptera; Coccinellidae
Exons: 2
Coding region: 119-1282 (387 amino acids)
Source: RefSeq, a predicted model, not a curated record